AUGUUUCUUCGCACCAUCUCUCGCGCUGUCCCUCGCAGCCCGGUUGCCGUUCGCGCUGGCUCAAUCGCCGUUAACUCUCAGAUUCGUGCUGCUUCUACCGAGCAUGCCAUCUCUAACCCUACCCUGGCUGGUAUUGAGAAGCGCUGGGAGGGUCUCCCUCCUCAGGAGCAGGCCGAGCUUUGGAUGUCCCUCCGUGACCGUAUGAAGGUUGACUGGCACCAGUUGACCCUCCAGGAGAAGAAGGCCGCCUACUGGAUCGCUUUCGGUCCCCACGGCCCCCGUACUGAGUACCCCAAGGGUGAAGGUCUCAGAGUCUUUUUCAAGACCGCUCAGCUCACCGCCGCGGCCGUCGCUCUCUUUUACGGUGUUCACUACUUCGCCAAGCCCUGGCCCAAGACCAUGACCAAGGAAUGGCAGGAGGCCUCCAACGAAUAUGCUCUUUCUGAGAACAUCAACCCUCUUCACGGUAUUAGCAAGGCUGGUUACAGCGGUGCUGGCUUCGUCCAGAGUGGCCCCGCCCCUGUCGAGAAGUCAUAA
Molecule: messenger RNA, 537 nt
Organism: Penicillium taxi
Lineage: Eukaryota; Fungi; Ascomycota; Eurotiomycetes; Eurotiales; Aspergillaceae
Product: cytochrome c oxidase subunit IV family protein
Exons: 3
Coding region: 1-537 (178 amino acids)
Biological process (GO): mitochondrial electron transport, cytochrome c to oxygen
Source: RefSeq, a predicted model, not a curated record